Molecule: messenger RNA, 939 nt
Organism: Schistosoma mattheei
Lineage: Eukaryota; Metazoa; Platyhelminthes; Trematoda; Strigeidida; Schistosomatidae
Source: the annotation of a GenBank genome assembly
AUGUCAUCAAUUCAUCUAGUUAAUCAUGGAAAUGAUGGAUUAUUUCUUAGUUAUACCUAUUUAGGUAUAUGCCUAUUAUGUUUAGGAAUUUGGUGGUGGAUUCAAGCAUUAAGACAACAUUAUUCUAAAACCAAACACAAGCAUCAUAAUGAACAAUCUGCUACAACUGUAUCCAUUGGAUCACGGAGUUGUUGUAAAGACAGUAGGGGAGAAGGUUUAUGUAAAGUAAUUUGUUGUCUGAUUGGUAUUGGUGUAGAAUUGAUCACAUUGAAAUUAGGUCGUCAUCAUGAAUAUGCUCAAUUUCCAUUUUAUACAGCAAUGUUGCUAGUUGGUUUAUUAGAUAUAUUCAUGUCGACAACAAUCAUUGUAUUACCGAAAGGAUUUGAUUCUAUAAUAUAUGCAUUACCAUUCUUUGUACAUACUUAUUGUUUACGUGCUCAAUCCUAUCAACAACCACAUAUUACAGAAACCUGUUGUUUAUUGAUUAGUUAUUGGGGAUUGAUAGUUGGUUGCUGGAUGAUACAUGAAAUGAUGAUGAUGACGUCAAUGAAGGGAGUUGAGUUUGGGGUGAUGGGGGUGUUUAACAACUCCUUAUUAUGGACAUGGAUCAAAUGUUUCAGUGUGAUGAUACAUGGAUCAUGGAUAUGUCAAAGUGGAUUUUUAUUAAAUUCUCCAUUCAAUCAAGCAUGGGAUGAAAGUGAUCAUGAUAAAGUGAUGUUAACUGUUGUGAUAUUUGUAUGGCAUAUGUUUAUUGUUAUGAUUGGACAAUUAUUAUUAUUAAUAGUAAUGGCUAAAUGUUAUGGUGUAUCAUCGGAUUGGACUAAGAUGACGAACUUGUCGAUUAGAGGACACCAUCAUCAUAUAAAUAUGAUAGAGAAUCAUUGCAUCAAUCUAAUCCCAUCAAUCAAUAUGAUAAUAUUGAAUAUACACAAUUACUGA